Messenger RNA from Trypanosoma rangeli, 426 nucleotides. Its product is annotated as trafficking protein particle complex subunit 1. The record is from RefSeq and is a predicted model, not a curated record. Gene Ontology annotation, biological process: endoplasmic reticulum to Golgi vesicle-mediated transport. Lineage: Eukaryota; Euglenozoa; Kinetoplastea; Trypanosomatida; Trypanosomatidae. Gene Ontology annotation, cellular component: TRAPP complex. Bases 1 to 426 code for a protein of 141 amino acids. The transcript has a single exon.
AUGUCAUUGUACUCCAUUUACAUCUUUAACCGCUACGGUGACAAUAUCUUCUACAUGCAGUGGAAUCGGACAAGUGCAGUGCAGGAGGGUGAGGCACGCCUCGUCGCUGGCUUCAUCUACACACUGCAGCACUUGUCGUCACAACUCUCCUCCACUGGUACGGGUGGACUGAGGGCAGUGCAAACCCCACUCUAUAAGCUUCAUUAUGGCGAAACAAUGACUGGAUACCGGGUCGCACUACUUACGGAUAGGAAUGUGAACACGGCACUGGUGCAGGGUAUAUUUAUUGAGAUGUUCCGUGAUGUUUUCCAGAAGACUGUAACGCGGAAUCUAAACUACCGCCACGAGCCUGGGUGCACGAUCACCAACCCGGAGUUUGCGGAGGGGCUGGAAGCUCUCUUCCGUUCAAAGCAACUGCUAAAAUGA